Messenger RNA from Gloeophyllum trabeum ATCC 11539, 477 nucleotides. RefSeq lists its product as uncharacterized. Bases 1 to 477 code for a protein of 158 amino acids. The record is from RefSeq and is a predicted model, not a curated record. The transcript has a single exon. NCBI's taxonomy places the organism in Eukaryota, Fungi, Basidiomycota, Agaricomycetes, Gloeophyllales, Gloeophyllaceae.
AUGCCAGUCUGUCGAUUCAUCAUCGCGUCUCCCUUACCGACGUCCUCUAAUCCUAGCCCUAGGGCCGACACAUCUCCAGCCCCGCGCCGCUGGCAAACCCAACCCGUUCACGGAUCGCACCACGUGCUGGGGUUCCUCAUAACCAAAGAUAUUCUCAAUCGCCCCAUCUACGAUAAGUUCAUUCCACUCCCCGACAACCCCUCCGAGCGCGAGAGAGAAAGCUGCUUCCAGACGUUCCACGACUUCCUCCCGCAGUUCCUCCCGCGCGAGUACGGCCUGACCAAUCUGGAUAGCGUGCUCGUCUAUGUGGACAAGGAGCGCAUGAAGAUGGGCGCCGCGCUUGUGCUCGCGGAUAAUCGGGGUGCGCACUCGAAACAGCGCGAGCCGCCCCUGCCCGACGUGGUUGACAAGAUUGCGGACGACUUGGGGCUUGAAGGUGACGCCCGCGAACCUAUUUGGUACAAGUGUGUUUAUUAG